AGAAGGAAGCGUCAAAUUGAUUUGGACGAUUUACCUUCUAAAAACAGCUAGCUAUUGUAGCUAUAUCCUGGAUGCAUGGCAAAAACAUAAACGUCAGCUGCUUUUACAACAGAUUUGCUGGUAAUCCUGCGCACGUCGUGCAAAUCGACUUCCCUGAGAGAAAAUGUCGUCUGGUCGGGAAGGAUCCUGGACCUUCAGUGUGGCCGCAGUAGUGACCGUGUUUCUGCUGGAUGCUGUUGUUUUUGCAGAGGCGAAGAGCUUUGAGGACGUUCGCUGCAAGUGCAUCUGCCCUCCAUACAGAAACAUCACUGGCCACAUAUAUAACCGAAAUGUCUCCCAGAAGGAUUGUAACUGCCUUCAUGUAGUGGAGCCCAUGCCGGUGCCUGGCCAUGAUGUUGAGGCUUACUGCCUGUUGUGUGAGUGCAAGUAUGAGGAACGAAGCAGCAACACCAUCAAGGUAACCAUCAUUAUUUACCUGUCUGUCGUGGGCGCUCUGCUGCUCUACAUGCUGUUCCUGCUACUGGUCGAUCCUCUCAUCCGCAAACAUGACCCCUACACCCAGCCGCUGCACAAUGAGGAGGACUCUGAGGAGAUGCGUCCACAGGUGGACAGCAGCCAGGCGAGAGGAAACACGGUGCUGGAGCGCGUCGAGGGAGCGCAGCAGCGCUGGAAAAAACAGGUCCAGGAGCAACGCAAGACUGUUUUUGACCGCCACAAGAUGCUUAGUUAAACCCUACGUCUAACCUCAAAACCAGGUUUAGAGUAGGUGACUUCAGCAGGCACAGCGCUACUCCACUGGCCCCAGCUGCACUAUUACUAACCUUAGCAUUUGAUGUGCACUCCGCCCUCUGAAUUAGUAUUUCCUUACUAAGAAACACACUCAUCUAACAAGCAGAUCUUUUUUAUUUAUAAUACAUAAUACUUCAGGCUAAGUUGCAUUGUGAAAAAACUCCAUGUUUGUGCACUCUUAAUGACUACUAGAUUCGUAAUGUCUUGAUAAAGUAGGAAUCUUUUUUUUUUUUUUUUUUAGCCAGACUGUGAAUAGCCUUGAAGCUCUUACGCGAUACCUUUUGUUGUUCGCUACUUGCUAAUUUGGCAUGAUAUUAAAUGUUUUUCUUGGAUCAUAAUUUCUGAUGUUACCUCAGGACAGGUAAGCUUCAUGUUUGUAAAUUAUUAGUUUAGCUAAUGGGGGUAGACAGAGUACCCCGUCUCUGCUGUUGCCAAGCAUUGCACAUUUCAUAUUUUAGCACUAAUGAUCAUUUAUUCAUGUAUAACCCUGGGCAUAUUUAGUGUCAUUUGCACUAAUAAUGUAAAUAAAGGAUUGUACAUUUUGGGCUUGGUAAUUUUAAAGCCUUGACAUUGCUACCCCAAUAUGUGCCUUUUUCUGUUUCUCUCGUUGUGUGAGUGAACGUGUUACACCAAACUCCAGUGCAAAAGUUGGCUCUUAAAUGAUGGCACUUCACAUCUUGCAAAACAUAACAGAUGAAUACAUUUUGGCAGGUAUAUCGUCCACUAAGUAAAAGUUAUGGUUUUUUGUUUUUGUGCUUUUUAAUAAUUUAUCUUGAAUUUAACAGUGAACCGAAAAAUGGUUGAUCAGUGACAAAAGGCCACAUUUACGUCCUCAUAUUUUGCAGUAGGGUUUGAUGAAACAUACUUUCCCAUGCACAGAGAGAAAUAGAGAACGGGGCAUUUAACAGCUUUAAAGCCAUCCUCACAUGAAUCAAAUCUCUGCCGCUGGAGAAUAUCCUAAAUCAGUAAAGCUGCUGAUAAUGCGGUUAUGUGUGGCAGAAUCAGGAUGCCUCAUGGCUUUGAAAGGCCCUGGUGUGCAUCAUUAUGUGUCAGUGAAUUCCCCUUCACAGUCUGAAGCCUGCUGUUAGGGGAAUUUUUAAUAUGACAAAGAAAAGGUACGCUGACUCACACGACCUCAUGCACAAUGUGAACUGCUGAAGAUUAUUUGUCUGUAAUGCUUUAUUUUAUCACUGAAGUGUUUUUGAUUGACUGAUUUUAAGUAUAAUUUCAUAUCACUGGUAUCAGUGUUUUGUAUUUAUAUUCCUCUCCAGCCAAACUGGAGUAUUCCACUGCUUGUGUCUAUACAUUCGGCUUGAUGUGAAAUAAAAAAAGAAUACUCUG
Seriola dumerili (greater amberjack) is the source of this 2130-nucleotide messenger RNA. It is a transcript of the gene tmem9, whose product is annotated as transmembrane protein 9. The record is from RefSeq and is a predicted model, not a curated record. NCBI's taxonomy places the organism in Eukaryota, Metazoa, Chordata, Actinopteri, Carangiformes, Carangidae. The transcript is spliced from 6 exons. The coding region runs from base 164 to 730 and encodes 188 amino acids. Gene Ontology annotation, cellular component: lysosomal membrane.